Tricharina praecox is the source of this 775-nucleotide messenger RNA. RefSeq lists its product as uncharacterized. The record is from RefSeq and is a predicted model, not a curated record. The transcript has a single exon. Lineage: Eukaryota; Fungi; Ascomycota; Pezizomycetes; Pezizales; Pyronemataceae. The coding region runs from base 239 to 505 and encodes 88 amino acids.
CUUACCCACCCCCACCCCACCCCUCAGUUUUAUGUAUCCUGUUAGCCCGCGCUCCGGACGCGCUCCGGACGCGCCAGCGCCUGGAGUGUAUGUAAGAUCCUCCGCGCUUAGACGCCUCCUCGUUUACAGUACUCUAUGCAUAGAGUACUAGCCACCCGCUCGAAACCCCCUCCCCCAGCAGCCUUGUGUGGCUGAAACGCUGCUCUUCCACGGGGCCGCGCUUACCGGUGGAUGGCUGAUGGCUGACCGUGCUGCUACUCUGCUGCUACUCUGGAAUAGCACAUGCUGCUUUGUCGUGCUGUUUGUUGACACCUCGUGUUUCCGUUUUUCGUUGCUGUCGCCGUUGCCGUGGUUCCGGCCGGACUGCAGGAAGGGGAAGGGGAAGCGGGCGCUGAGCAGAGUAACAGAGUCUUACUCAACCUACCUACUCAACCUACCUACUCAACCUACCUACUCAACCUACCUACUCUGCAUCUGGCGCGCCACAAGAUGUGUAGAAAUGUAGAACGCCACCCGACACCCGACCCAACGCCCGACACCUCUCCGCUCGCUCGGGAAUGAGAACGCGCCGAGAGAACGUUAGCUACGGUCGAUGUUCGGUUGUAGAAUGGAAACACUGGGGGAUGAGAGGGAUGGGAAUCGGGGGAGGGUUUAUCGUAAAUUUUUUGAAGGAGGGGGAGGGGAGAAGGGGAAGAGGAGGAAGAAGAGGAAGAGGAAGAAGAAGCGAUGCAUAGAUACUGACUUCUCUCGCUCUCUCUGUCUCGAGUAGGUAGGU